Molecule: messenger RNA, 3299 nt
Organism: Sphaeramia orbicularis (orbiculate cardinalfish)
Lineage: Eukaryota; Metazoa; Chordata; Actinopteri; Kurtiformes; Apogonidae
Gene: asap2b
Product: ArfGAP with SH3 domain, ankyrin repeat and PH domain 2b
Exons: 27
Coding region: 305-3127 (940 amino acids)
Biological process (GO): positive regulation of GTPase activity
Cellular component (GO): cytoplasm
Molecular function (GO): GTPase activator activity; protein binding
Source: RefSeq, a predicted model, not a curated record
CCUGUGGCAGGUCUCGGUUCCUGAAUCCGCGGCAGAGUGAGACCUCUGCGCCUUCCGCAACUCCGCCUCAGGUGUUCCGAAGAAGACCAAGACCCGGUCGGACCUGGUCGGACCCGGUCCAUGGACCCGCGGAUCGGCUCUACUGUCCCCACAGGAUCCGGAACCGGAACCAGAGCCGGGCCUCGGACCCGGCUGAACCCGCCCAGGUGUGGCCCUUCUACCUGGCGCUGAGAGAAACCACGUGACCUUCUCCGCCGCGGACGCUGGUUCUGGUCGUGGUUCUGGUCUUGGUUCUGGUGCCACCAUGCCGGACCUGAUCAGUGUGACGGAGUUCAUCUCGGAGACGGAUGAGGACUACCAGGCCCCCACCACCUCCAACUUCACCACCAGGAUCAACCAGUGCAGGAACACGGUGUCGGCCCUGGAGGAGGUUCUGGAUGUGGAUCGGUCUAUUCUGUCCAAGAUCAAAAAGUCUGUGAAGAACAUCAACACAUCUGGACUGACCCAUGUGGAAAACGAGGACCAGUACAUCCAGUCGUUGGAGAAGUUCGGCGAUAACUGCGUGUGCAGAGACGACGCCCAGGUUGGCUCCGCCUUCCUCAAGUUCGCCGUCUUUACCAAAGAGCUGUCGGCACUCUUCAAGAACCUGAUGCAGAACAUGAACAACAUCAUCACGUUCCCAUUGGACAGUUUAUUAAAAGGAGACCUGAAGGGGGUCAAAGGGGAUCUGAAGAAGGCGUUCGACAAAGCCUGGAAGGAUUAUGAGACCAAACUAGCGAAGCUGGAGAAGGAGAAACGGGAACACGCAAAGCAACACGGGAUGAUUCGGACGGAGUUCAGCGGAGGAGAGAUCGCAGAGGAGAUGGAGAAGGAGAGGAGGAUGUUCCAGCUCCAGAUGUGUGAGUAUCUCCUGAAAGUGAACGAGAUCAAAGUGAAGAAAGGCGUGGACUUCCUGCAGAACCUCAUUAAGUACUUCCAUGCUCAGUGCAAUUUCUUCCAGGACGGGCUGAAGGCGGUGGAGAGUCUGAGGCCGUCGGUGGACAAACUGGCCACAGACCUGACCGCGAUUAAACAGAGUCAAGAUGGAGAACGAAAACAACUGGUACAACUCCGAGACGUUCUGAAGGCGUCGCUGCAGACGGAACCCAAGGAGGACGCUCAGGCCAAGCAGAGCGCCGGCUACAGCCUCCAUCAGCUCCAGGGAAACAAGGCCCACGGCACCGAGCGAUCCGGAGUCCUGUACAAAAGGAGCGAGGGGCUGAGGAAGGUGUGGCAGAAGAGGAAGUGCUCGGUGAGAAACGGCUUCCUGACCAUCUGCCACGGAACGGCCAACAGACCCCCGGCCAAACUCAACCUGCUCACCUGUCAGGUGAAGAGAAACCCCGACGAGAAGAGCUUCGACCUGUUCUCACAUGACAGAACGUAUCAUUUCCAGGCUGAAGAUGAAGCAGAGUGUCAGAUCUGGGUGUCGGUGCUGCAGAACAGUAAGGAGGAGGCGUUGAACCAGGCCUUUAAAGGCGACCAGGACCAAGGAGAGAACAACAUCGUCCAGGAGCUGACCAAGGCCAUAGUGGUGGAGGUGAAGAGGAUGAGCGGCAACGACGGCUGCUGCGACUGCGGAGCACCUGCCCCCACCUGGCUGUCCACCAACCUGGGCGUCCUGAUCUGCAUCGAGUGCUCAGGGAUCCACAGGGAGAUGGGGGUCCACUACUCUAGGAUCCAGAGUCUGGACCUGGACGUCCUGGGAACCUCCGAGCUGCUGUUGGCCAAGAAUGUGGGAAACGCCAGCUUCAACGAGAUUAUGGAGGCGGAGCUUUCAGCGCAGCAUGUGACCAAACCCGACCCCACCAGUGACAUGCAGAUGAGGAAGGACUACAUCACAGCGAAGUACACGGAGAAGCGUUUCGCCCAGCGGCGCUGUGCAGACCCCGGGUCCAGAAUCCAGGUUCUGUAUGAGGCUGUGAGGACCAGGGACAUCCUGUCCCUGAUCCAGGUCUACGCUGAGGGCGUGGACUUGAUGGAGACCAUCCCCCAACCCAACGAACAUGAACCAGGGGAGACGGUUCUCCACCUGGCGGUCCGGAUGGUGGACAGGAACUCCCUCCACAUCGUGGACUUCCUGGCUCAGAACAGUGGGAACCUGGACAAACAGACGAGCAGAGGGAGUACAGCGCUGCAUUACUGCUGUCUGACCGACAACAGCGAAUGUCUGAAACUGCUGCUCCGAGGAAAAGCAUCAGUGUCCAUCACGAAUGAAGCCGGAGAGACGGCGCUGGACAUCGCCAAACGCCUCCGCCAUAGCCGCUGUGAAGAACUGUUGACUCAGGCCCAGACCGGGAAGUUCAACGUCCACGUCCACGUCGAGUACGAAUGGCGGCUCCAGAACGAGGACCUGGAUGAGAGCGAGGACGAGAUGGAGGACAAGCCCAUCCCCAAUCGGAGGGAGGAGCGUCCCGUCAGCUGCUUCGUGCCAGGCUCCGCCCCCUUGCAGCCCAACCUGGCGUCUCUGGCCCGCGACGCCGCCAUCGUGGCCCGGGACAAACAGAGGCCGCAGGUUCCCAGUAUGAUGAUCAGCAACGAGACGUACGGAACCAUGAUGGACCUGAACCUGCCGCCGCCGGGCCCCACACCGCCGCUGCCCCCUAGGGGUCCACACAGAGGCUCUGGACACGGGAAGCCUGUUGCCAUGGAAACCGUUGGACGACAGCGCUCGUCGUCCGACCCCCCGAACCCUCACACCCCUGAGAGGAACUCGUCCAUGUACGUUCUCCCAGCAGCCCCUCCUCCUCCUCCAGUGAGUAAGCGUUCCACCAUGAUGGACCCCAAGCAGCUGUCGGCCAGGAACACCCCCCUGCCCCCUCUGCCCCCUCUACCCCCCCUGCCUCCGGCUCCGCCCCUCCGGGACUCCCCUCUGGACCCCCAGCCCCGCCGGUCCCAGCCCCGCCUCCCCCCUCCAUCCCACCUCCGCCGCACUACAAGCUCCGCCCCUCCCGCCCCCGGUGCCCAUCCACCAGACGGGAAGACCCGGACCCAAGUCGCCCAAAUCCCCCACCGGGUCCGAGAAGCCCCGCCCACAGAGACCACCGGUCCGGACCGGAUCCAUGGGUCAAAGAGCGUCUUCGACUAAAUCUCCUCAGAGUCCGAGUCCACCAACACCCAAACCCAGGACCACCUACUCUAAGCAGAAGCCUCAGAGGGUGAAGGCCAUCUAUAACUGUUCAGCCGAUAACGAGGACGAGCUGACGUUCAGAGAAGGAGAGGUGAUCGUGGUGGAGGGGGAGGAGGACGGGGAGUGGUGG